UCUCCGACCAAGUCAAUCGAUUAAUAGUUGGUCCUACUGUCACGUUUGACAGAUAUGCAGGAGAUCUGUAUUUUCUAUGAACUUUGACUACGGAAAAUGGCAGAGCCGGAAGCACAAAAUACCCUCGAUCUGUCGAACAAAGGUUUGAAGAAAAUUCCUAAAGCUCAAAGUCAGGAUUCUCAAAGAGUUACAGAACUGAUUUUGGACAGAAAUGAACUGCAAAAAUGGGACAACAUUGAUUCAUACCAUGCAGUGACGAGGCUAUCAGCAUCAUACAAUCAGUUUCUUCGGAUGUAUAGUGUUGGUCGUUUGCAUCAUUUGUGUUGGCUGGAUCUGUCGCACAAUGGGAUUCUGACUAUUGAAGGACUUAAAGAUUUACUUCAUUUAAGGUGGUUGUGUUUAGCGAGCAAUAACAUUAAGACAAUUGAACAUCUGAACACUAAUUCAAAUUUGGAGCAUUUGGAUUUGUCAGACAACAACAUUGUGCAUAUUGCUGAUUUGUCUUAUCUUCCAAGACUUAAGCAACUUCUGCUCUACGGAAACCGUAUCACGCAGUUGCGGCCUUGUGAACGUAAUCUUCCAACAAGUCUAACUGUGUUGUCAGUCGCUGAUAACCAUAUUACGGACCUUAAUGAAGUGGCCUAUCUGUCACACUUAAAAAAUCUUCAGGAACUCAGUAUUGUAGGAAAUCCGUGUGUAACAAUGACUGGUGGCUCUGUUGGGUUUGAUUACCGUCCAUUUGUCAUAAACUGGUGCAUGAGCUUAAAAAUUAUUGAUGGCUUUGUAGUGGAUGCCAUUGAAAGUUUAAAAGCAGAAUGGCUAUACUCCCAAGGGCGAGGAAGGCAGUUUCAUGUUGGGGAUCAUGAAGCUCUUACACAGUACCUAGCAUCUGUAUGCCCACUUACGGGAGAUAACCUAGAAUCUGAAGAAGACCGUAAACUGCGCUUAAUCUUGAGCAAAGCCCACCAGCAUCAGCAGCAACUGCGAAGUCAGCUGACUAAUGGUAGUGGAUUGAGGAGAAAUGCAUCCAGCUUUCAUCGGAGCCAGUCUUCACCUGCUCCAUCUCCUGCUGCAAGGAGACGUAUUUUCCCACAACGCACCACUGCGUUACGCAGCAAUACAUCUCGUCUGCCUGUAACUGAACGACACCAUUCUCCAGAUCGUAUGGUUGUCAGUUGUCAGAUGACAAAACCUGAAGUAAAUUCAGGGAUGACGGUGUCUAUGUCAGGAAACCUGAUGACACGUAGCCUUGAUCCUAGCUUGCUACUUAACAGUAGUUCAAAUAAUAACAACAAUAAGGAUUCCAUUGAUACAGCUGUAGCAGUAGAGGACAGUUCAGCAGGUGUUGUGGAUGCUGAUGCUAACAGUGGUUGCCCACUUCAAGCUGCAACUAAGCUGGUUCCUGUACCAGAAUCUCUGAUGAGCCCAGACUAUCGACCUGUGACUGCAGCAAUACUUGGUCGGCCACAUAGAGUUCGACCCCCUGGAGGGAAAGGAUCUCCAGAACGUUGUCAGAGUGCGCACUCUAGCCCAAGAGCAAGACCGCGAAGGGGCGGUGCUGGAAGUGGGCGGCAUGGUUCACCACGUCGCAUUCGUGUUAGCAAUAGUAGCGAUGAUGAUAGUGAAAUGUCUGCAUCCAAACUAGAAACAAUAAGACACAGAGCACAAGAGCGCUGGCAAAGAAAAGACGCUGUGCCUCCAGCAGAUCUCUCAGCUACUGGUCCAGCAACUGAAUGCACCCAGUGGAAGAACACCAAUGGGGUACAGUCAAACACAGAAGUCAGUCAAGGAAUGACAGUUGACAUCCAACAGGAGAAAGCUGCAACAUGCAUACAAAGAAUGUGGCGUGGUUACCAGACUCGCAAUCUUAAUAAGAGUGUUCAGGCCAUAUACCGCACUCUUCAUGAUUCCAGAACACACCAGUACAUUCAAAAACUUUCGUCUGAUAUGCAAGCAACAAGAGCUGCUUUGGAAAGUGAGCGGAAGUUACAACUCCUGCAGAUGCAAGCAAUUAAUGCUCUUUGGAAAAAAGUGGUUAAUCUCCAGCCAUCACCUAAGAAUGAACCUAGUGGGAGCAGUAAAGGAGCAGACGCAGACACAAUGAAAGAACUUACUGAAACUUGUUCACGUCUGCAUAGCCAGGUGGAGCAGCUGCAGGGCUCAAUGCAGAGCAUGAUGCAACGCAUGUCCCUCCUUUGUGCUUCACAGCAGCCAAGGCGGGUCCUCUCUGCUGACACUGCCGGUACACAGACUGACAUUGUAGCCGUGCAUACACCACAGACAGACAGUGUUCCCGGUUUCCCGUAUGGUCGACCACACCGCCCUUCAUCACUGCCUAUAUCACGUCCAUCCCAGAGUCCUCGUGAUCUUGAUCAGCAACAAUCGGUACAACAGUUCGCCAAUAGUUUGGUGGAUGGCGUUCUGAGAACAGUUGCAGAACAAGGUAGUGACACAGCUGCUGGAAGCUGUGCCUCACUGCCAGAGGAUGAAGUUGCACCUACUCUUCCAGAGUGCUUGCCACCAGGAGAUAAUGUUUUUGCCAAUGGGGAACCAGAAAAAUUGGUAGAGUGUUCAGGGACAGAGGACAGUGUACAUAUUUCACAGAAGAAGAUGGAAGUUACUGUUGAGAGUGGCUGUUCUGCACCAGAGCACGAUGAAGGAUUACUGGUGGCAUCCCAAUAUUCCAAUCCAAUCCAUGAAAGUGUUGGUAACAUUUGUGUUAAAGCAAACACAGAUGCUGCACCUGUAGUUGAGAAUGGGCCAGUUGCAUAGUAGAAUGCCAGUCAUAUUGGAGCUUGUAUGGUUGAGCUUUAAUUUGGUUUGUUGCUGAGACUGCUGAAGACAUUUUACUAAAGCAUAUUUCUUGGCUUGCUCCUAAUACAGAUUGUACAAAUCUUAUGAAUAACUACCCAUAGUUAUUUUCAUGUUGACUGAUUUCAUUUUUAUUUGCCAAUGUUUUACUGUUUGAGCUUAAUUUUGUAAGCAAUUUUAGCAGUUCAUUUCAUCUUUCUGUGAUACAUAUAAAUUAUGUCCAAGAGAAAUAUGUAUAAGUUGUUCUUUUUACUUGUUGUAAAAAGUAUUCAGCUUGUUGUUGCCUCAUGUUUGGAGUCUAUCCACUAGUUAUAAAUUUAAUAUUUGAAUCUCAACUAUUCUUUCUAAACUUUUUCCCACUAUAAGUGUACCAUUCAAUGGAACCGAAAAUUGCAUCUUUUCCAGCUUAUAAAUAUGGAAAUGUUUCCUUACAUUAGUGAGGUUUUGUAAUGAACUCUCAAACAGAUGACUUUUUAAAUAAGUCAAAUUCUGUGUAAUCAGUCACUGCCAUUGAUUGCAAGUUCUACAGGAUUUGUAGUUCUAAGUAGGUCAAAUAAAAUUACAGUUUUUCUUGCUUGAGCAAUUUGUGUGUGAAAGUUCUGUGUAAUUACCCAGUAGUCAUAAUUUUCUAACAAAAUUAGGUUGUGAGUUUUUGCCUCCAAGAUUUAUGUUUAUUAUAAUUGAACCAAGUAUUUAUAUGUAGAAGCACAAAUGAUCUGAACCUGUCAGUGGCCUUGUAGUCAUUGCUUCAAUGCACAAAAACGUCCAGCUCUGUCAGAGUAAUGUUAAUACGCACAUUGAGUACUUGCUGAGAAAAUAGACAGGUAGUUAGUCUUCAAGCACGAACUGCUCAUAACACUUAAAUGCUCAUUACCAUUUUAUCUCUCAAUUUAUGUAUAAGUUACCAGUGCUUUGCAUGCAGGACUGUGAAGUACCUAAGCUCUUGCCUACCUCACAUGUGACUAAAUGAAACAAAAAUGCAAUGACUUUUCAAAAGAUUGUAUUAUACAACUUUUUAUAAAAUCAAAAAUUGUCUUGCUCAGCAUAAUGUAGUUGAUCUCUUCUGCUCUAAUAGCAAUGCUGUCUAACUUUGUAUAAUUUUAUGUGGAAUGAGCAGCAGGUUAUAGUAAUGUCAUGAUGAAAUUGAUUUUCUUUCCCCGUUUCCUAUUGAACAAAAUGUUAGACUGCCACUGAUAUUAGUAUAGUGAACAGUGUUUCAUUUAUUUGUUAUAUAAUUUGUGAACUUUUGUGGUAAUGGAAUUGUGUGCUGUUCACUGCAGUAUGUUUUCUUAUAUAUUGUCAUGUGGCUACUUCUCUACAGAUAAGGAUUGACAGAGAACUAAUUUUCUCAAAUAUCAGUGUGUGUGUUAGGCCAAUCUUUUGUGUAAAAUUUUGGUGCUUAUUGCAGACACUCAGUUCUGUUUCUAUGGAAUUUUCUUAGCAGAGAUUAAGGUCAACUGUCAAAGGAGAAAUUUAGCAUGGGGCGAAAUAAUUUUGUAAACACCACAAUAUCUUUCAAAGGACGUGUGUGUAUCACAAAGUAUUAAGUAUAAGCAACGUUCACAUUCUUGUUUUUCCAUUGAUCUAUGUGUUUACUACUAGGUAUUUAGGAAUUUAUAAUAAGUAAAGAUUUAUAUGCUACAAUUUGCCAAAUGUAAACUGAAAUACCAUUGCAGUUGUAUAAAUGACACUGGUCCUACUUUCAAGAUUCAUUUUGUAAUAGUCUCCAAACAUCUUGUUCAGUUAAAGGAUAGUACAUAGGAGAAGCAAAUAAAUUUGUUAGAGACAUUUCAGCAACCAGCAGAGGAAGUAUGUAUGCGAUGGCUGUUACCAGUAGCUUUUCUACUGCAAAAGGAAAUACUCAUGUUUUACCCAAAAAUCAAGGUGUUUUAGAUUACUCAUGUAACUGAAACUUUACUUUGUGAUCAUCCUGUUUCUUCUUUGAUGUCUUUUAUAUUAACCUAAGUGAUUAUUUCAGUAUAAUUACGGAGAAGGUUUCAGACCUCAAGGAGGCAUUACAAACGACCUUGUAAUACAGGUAUUUCGUUUGCUGAAAUACUCUACAAAAUUUUUCUAGUCAAUGUAUAAUAGUACAAAGUGAAAUCUGGAGAACUAAAAGUAAUUGCUUGGUAAAAUAAAUGCACAACUAAGAUACAACAGAUGUUUCCACACUACUAUGUUUAAAAAAAAUGCCAGGUCAGUAUAUUUGUAACAAUGUAGUGAUUGACAACUCUGGUUAUCAGUCAUGUGAAACAAAAAAAAGCAACAUCUUAUUUUCUCAGAAGAAAAUUUUGUAAGAUCUGAGCAUUAUAAAACAACAUUUAAUAUGUUUCAAAUCCAGUUUUGGCAAAUAUGCCAUUGUUCCCUUCUGUAUUCA
This is a messenger RNA of Schistocerca nitens (vagrant locust), 5188 nucleotides long. RefSeq lists its product as uncharacterized. The record is from RefSeq and is a predicted model, not a curated record. Gene Ontology annotation, cellular component: U2 snRNP. Gene Ontology annotation, biological process: mRNA splicing, via spliceosome. NCBI's taxonomy places the organism in Eukaryota, Metazoa, Arthropoda, Insecta, Orthoptera, Acrididae. Gene Ontology annotation, molecular function: U2 snRNA binding; protein binding. The transcript is spliced from 15 exons. Bases 97 to 2772 code for a protein of 891 amino acids.